AUGUACUAUCGCAAUCUGGUGCUGGCAAUGUACAGCACACCUGCCACAUUCGACACCCUCAAUCCCCGAAUCAAGGUGUGGAGCACCAACGUUUCCCGGUCCAGCCCGACAGAUACAUCACGAGCAAAGUCCACUGUUACCUCCACUAGUCGCAAGAGUGCUCUCACGACUUCAUCCUCCGCCACCUCUCUCUCAAGUUCUACCAGCGCCCACCAGUCAAAGCCUGUUACCAAACCCGCUCCAACCGCCUCCAUAGCUGAAAUAUCCCAAGAACCCCCGCACUCACUCCGCGAUGAGGACGAUGAAGCUGGCAUUCAGUGUGAGGCUGCAGCUAUGCGGAGCCACAAUGGGCGGACCUUUCAGGCGUCGGUAGGAAUCAUACGAACCUCUAGUCCAUCAAGUACCGAGCCUGGGCUGCCUUUCACGCAGAGGCCUCAACACCCCCGCUCUAUCGGUACUUCCCAGCCCGCUACAUCUUCCAAGAAGAGGCCUCUGCCGUCAUCAUUUGAUGAGCCCUCCGAAAAUGAGGUCUCCGGAGCAGAGGAUCUCGAAUCCUACGAGCCGCCUUUUGGCGACAGCGAGGAUGACGAGCCCGGCAGUGACGAAGAAGCCGAAGUUGAUCACAACCGCGACGACGGCACCAAACGCAAUUGUGAUGAAGAUGCCGAACGUGAUCGCAAUGAGAACGCUGAACACGAUUGCGACGAGGGCGCGAAACAAGAUGCCGAACUCGAUUGUAACGAGGACGCCGGAUGCGAUUGUGACAGGGACGCUGAACGCGAUCGCGAUGAAAGCACCGAACUCAAUCGCGACGAGAGCGCUGAACUCGACCACAACGAGGAUGGCGACCAAGAAGAACAAGACGUCGAGAUGGUCGACAACGCCGCCGUGUCCGAGGAAGUGACCGAUACAGCAGCAUACGAAGCCGCCGCUGGUGCUGAGGGAGAUCAGCUUAUGGACAGCAUGGGCGCUGACGACGCGCCUGCAUCACACGAGGGUGUCAAGGGCGUGGAUGACAAUGAGCAGGAGGUGGAGAUAGUUGCUCACUUUGGUCCCUCGCGUCGUGUUGGGCGUACUACAGCGUCUACAGCUGCAAAGGCUUCAAACCCCAUCGCGCACCGCGCCAAACGCGUCAAGCCAACACAUUCAUCCAACAACCCUCCUGCAAACCGCAAGAAGGCGAGCGGCAAGCCCAAGGUUACGGACCUGCCACGUGAAUGCCAGGAGUCGAGGGCGUUCGGCACGCGUCUAAUGCCUACGCUUGCCCUGUGGAUGGGCUGCUCGUCAAAACCAUGGAACCCUCUCGACGAAGAGAUUGAAGAGGCAUGCGCAAACAUCUACCGGGUGGUGUUUGACCGUGAGUUUUCGGACCUGUCUCUUUCUGAGCAGUCGGCUGUCCUGAGUAUUGCUUGCGAGCGGUUAUGUAUAUGGCGCAACAACUUCAGCUCCACUGCUGUUGCUGCCCUUCUCGUGCUGUUGGGCAGCCGUGGCCUUUCCUCAGAUGCAGAACGUGUUGCAUUCGCCAAGCGGCUUCUUGUCCAAACUGCCUUUAUGUAUGAGAAGAUUGAGAACGGUAAACCCACCAACCUCUUCGAAGGCUCGUAUUUUGUCAUUGUCCUCUCAUCCCAUUACGCGUUCAUCAAGGGGCAUGUCGACGUGCCCGAGUUCCAGGACCUCAUCGAACCCGAUUACCUCCCUUUUGCGGCCUACUCGCUCGCAGCAGCAGCCUGCGUUCGCGCGAUUCAGGCGACCGUUGAUGGGAAGAUGGCCAACGUCGAGAAGACGAUCACACUCAUUGUCAAUGCCGGAUGUACCCCGGAGAGUGGGUGGGGCGGUGUCAAGCGGGCAAAGGGAGUCAUUAGCCAGGCCAAUCGCAAGCCAAGGUCGGCGAGGAAGGGUAGAGGCAAGAAGACCACAGCGGCGGCAUCAGACGUGUCUGCCGAAUCCGACUCUGUGACCAGCUCGGCCCCCUCUUUUUCCGAAGCAAACUCCGGGGCUGUCACAGCCGGAUUCUACGCAUCCGUCAUGCGAUGUGCCGAGUCUGAAGACGCGUGGCGCCUCAAGAACAGCUGGGAAGCUGCUGCCGCGCAGGUAAACACUUCCGAAGAGGACGAGGAAGAGAGCGACGAUGACAGCACCGACAAGGUCAAUCUCGGCCCGAACGCUACCAGGCAGGGACGUCGGGGCUGGUAG
Messenger RNA from Coniophora puteana RWD-64-598 SS2, 2193 nucleotides. RefSeq lists its product as uncharacterized. The record is from RefSeq and is a predicted model, not a curated record. Lineage: Eukaryota; Fungi; Basidiomycota; Agaricomycetes; Boletales; Coniophoraceae. The transcript is spliced from 7 exons. The coding region runs from base 1 to 2193 and encodes 730 amino acids.